UUAUUCCGAAAUUAGGUUUAUAAACUUUCCUUUGCAAGCGGAUGUUUUUGGAAUUUUUUAUCAAUGUCUGAUAUAAGUGGUGCUAAGGACAAAGAAUCAGUGAUGAUAAUCCAACUAAGAAGGAUAUUCCAACGCGAGCCCGACAAAAUGAAAGAAUUACAACUGCGACUUCGUCAUCACCUUCCAAGUGAGAUACUACAACCGGAGAGAGAAUUUCAAGACGUUUUUGAUGCUCUUACGUUAAAAAGAAAAAUAUCACUUGGUGAAUACAGCUUCCUCUGUGACGUUUUUUCUGAAAUUUAUUUUGAAGCUGAAAAGAUAACUCGGGAAUAUCAGGCAAUAAUUAUAAAUCUAUUAGGACAACAAAUUUCUGAACAAAGACAUGAUAGCUUAGUAGAUAAAAGGGAAUUUAAUAGUACAUUGUAUAGAAAAAAGAUUGAUUGUUCAAAAAUUGUUGGUGAUGUAGUGAAUAAAUAUGUAUUAGAAAUAGACGAAGAACAAAAAUGUCGAGAGAUUGUCUCAAAUAUGGCCCAGGUAGCAUUGCAAGCAAAAAAACAUGAGAGCGGAACAACAGUGAACAACAAACAACUAUGAUAUAUGAACGAACAACGUUGCUUACAAGAAUUUCACCAAACAGUAUAACUAGUAACUAAAGAUGAGUUUUUAUUGUAUUGUUUAAUAGGUGUCCUUUAGUAACAAGUGUCUUUACGCACAAAGACAAUAAAUGUUUUAAAUUAAU
Molecule: messenger RNA, 739 nt
Organism: Mytilus californianus (California mussel)
Lineage: Eukaryota; Metazoa; Mollusca; Bivalvia; Mytilida; Mytilidae
Exons: 3
Coding region: 64-594 (176 amino acids)
Source: RefSeq, a predicted model, not a curated record